ACAUCUAAGUCCAUCCGUGGAAAUAGCAAAAGCCAAAAUCGAAACGCAACAGAGAUGUCCCCCACAGACUAUAACAGGUCGUUACAUGGUGGCAACGGGGCGGACCAUUCAAAGAAUACACCUACUGACCGAAACCAUCUUGUCAAUAAAACACUAAAAACCGAAACGCAACAGAGAGAUCCCCCACAGGUGGCAACGGGCGGACCAUUCGAAGAAUGCGCCUACUGA
Messenger RNA from Acaulospora morrowiae, 228 nucleotides. The record is from the annotation of a GenBank genome assembly. Lineage: Eukaryota; Fungi; Glomeromycota; Glomeromycetes; Diversisporales; Acaulosporaceae.